UUAUUUCCUCUUCCUCCCUCCGAGACCCUCCAGUCAGGAGAGCUGCAGCCUGGGACGGAGGCAGAGAGGAGCCACAGGGACACAGGAGGCAGAGAGGACGGAGGGGACGACCCCUCAGAAGCCCCGACCCGGCUCAUCAAGCUCAACAAGCCUCGCGCGGGCCAUGAGCACCAGGCAGGAGGCCAGGAGAGAGGGGGGAGACUCCAGCAAGAGGGGACAGGAGGCAGAGCUGCGGGACCGAGCCCACCUGAGCCAGCAGCGCCGGCUCAAACAGGCCACCCAGUUCCUGCACAAGGACUCUGCUGACCUGCUGCCCCUGGACAGCCUCAAGAGGCUGGGCACCUCCAAGGACUUGCAGCCGCACAGUGUGAUCCAGAGACGCCUGGCAGAGAGAAACCAGAGCUGGAGUCAGGGGGAGUCUCCCCUGGGGCAGGCCCUGAUUCAUGGCCAGGAGAACAGGAGGAAGACUAGCACACCAGAGAUUCCAGCUCUUCUGGUCAAUUGCAAGUGCAGGGACCAGGUGCUUAGGGUGGCCGUGGACACAGGAACCCACUACAACCAGAUCUCCACUGGAUGCCUCACCCGCCUGGGGUUAGGGAAAAGGGUCCUAAAAGCCUCAGCGGGGGACCUGGCCCCUGGCCCCCCUACCCACGUGGAGCAGUUGGAGCUGCAGCUAGGCCAGCAGACUGUGGCGUGCUCGGCCCAGGUGGUGGAUGCUGAGAGUCCUGAAUUCUGUCUUGGACUGCAGACUCUGCUCUCUCUCAAGUGCUGUAUCGACCUGGAGCGUGGAGUGCUGCGGCUGAAAGCCCCCUUCCCAGAGCUCCCCUUCCUGCCAUUGUACCAAGAACCUGGCCAGUGACUGCUGUCCCAGUCAGUCCCCAGGAGGAAGCACUGUGACUUAAGGGAAGAGCCAUGUGGGGUAUGGGGACAUUAUAGUACAGCCAGGCAGCUGGGGACUACUUAGU
Messenger RNA from Pteronotus mesoamericanus, 965 nucleotides. RefSeq names its product nuclear receptor interacting protein 2 (gene NRIP2). The transcript has 6 exons. Lineage: Eukaryota; Metazoa; Chordata; Mammalia; Chiroptera; Mormoopidae. Gene Ontology annotation, molecular function: aspartic-type endopeptidase activity. The record is from RefSeq and is a predicted model, not a curated record. Gene Ontology annotation, biological process: proteolysis. Bases 164 to 859 code for a protein of 231 amino acids.